This is a messenger RNA of Strongyloides ratti, 1017 nucleotides long. Its product is annotated as Protein Wnt-4. Gene Ontology annotation, biological process: cell fate commitment; multicellular organism development; canonical Wnt signaling pathway. The transcript is spliced from 2 exons. Lineage: Eukaryota; Metazoa; Nematoda; Chromadorea; Rhabditida; Strongyloididae. Gene Ontology annotation, cellular component: extracellular region. Gene Ontology annotation, molecular function: frizzled binding; cytokine activity. The record is from RefSeq and is a predicted model, not a curated record. The coding region runs from base 1 to 1017 and encodes 338 amino acids.
AUGUUAAAACUAAUCAUCUUACUUAAUAUCUUUUUUCUAAAUGUCACAUCAUUCAUAUCAUUAAUAAAAUUCUACGAAAACAUUCAACAAAAUGAAACAUUAUUUAAUUGUAACGACAUACCUAAUUUAACUAACCGUCAAAGAUCAAUUUGUUAUAAUCAUGGAACUUCUUUUGAAGAUAUUUUGAAUGGUAUUGUUAAAGCAAAAGUUCAUUGUACAAAUUUAUUUCAAAAUGAUGUUUGGAAUUGUAAAGAAACUAACGAAGAUAAUGUGUUUGGUUUUGACAUAUCAAAACUUCAAAUUAAAGAAAAAGCUUUUGUUUAUGCUUAUGCUUCGGCUGCUGCAACUAUUUCUGUUGCUAAAGGAUGUGCCAGAGGAAGUAAUCCUAGGUGUAAUUGUGGUUCAAUGCCUGAAAAUGAAAUUGAUAUGGAAGAGAAAUAUGGUUUCAGGUGGAGUGGUUGUUCUGACAAUAUAAAAUAUGCCGGAAAUGUUGUGAGGCACUUUUUUGAUCAUCAAAAAAAGAAUAGUCAUCCUGGUAUUUUAAUGGAUAAUCAUAAUUUUAUGAUUGGAAGAAUCAUGGCUAAGAAAAGUUAUAAAAAAGUUUGCAAAUGUCAUGGUAUUAGUGGGUCUUGUCAAACAAAGACUUGUUGGAUGAGUACAGGUAGUAUUGAUGAAAUUGGAGGUGAUUUGAAACAGUUAUUGAAUUCAGCUAAAAUUAUUAAAACACACAACACCAGAAGUGUUGAUGCCAGAGGUGGAAGCUUAUCUUUUUCCCGUGAUUUAAUAUACUAUGAUUCUUUUAGUAAUUUUUGUCAAAAAAAUGGAACUUUAGGAAUAUCUGGUGUAUCAGGAAGAGAAUGCUUUUCACAGGAACAUUGUAAUGAAUUAUGUUGCGAUAAAGGUUUCACCUCACAUAUGGAAUUAAUUGAAGAACCAUGUAAUUGUAAAUUUGAAUAUUGUUGUCAGGUGAAAUGUAAAAGCUGUCGAAGAAUUGUAACCAAAAACUAUUGUAAAUAA